UCUACAAACUGAGCUCGUGGUGAUCGCACGCGUGACGCGCUCAGCAGCUGCUACGAAUUAAAUUAUCGUUUUAUUUAUGUUUAAGUGAUAGUGAUUGUUGCAAAUCCUCAAGAGCUUAGUCACCUGGCUGAAAAAUACGUUGACGCAUAAUUAAUGCUAAAGUGAUAACCGCUUGUUUAUAAAAAAUAUUUAACAAGAGUUUUCCGUGGAAUAAGCCUUAAAAUGCGUGUCAAUCAAACAAUGAUAUUCUGCAAUCUUUUGCUCGUGGUGCUGCUGACAGUUUGCUCUCAUGCCAAGCCUCUGGAGGAUUUGAACUCUGCAACUGCAAGCGAGGGAUCCAAAAAUAAAACAGCUGUCAGUGCUGGCGAGGAGUUGAAUACCGCAACAAAUCUGGUCUUGGCUGAAAACUACAAGUAUGACGUGGAAAUUCUAGAGUCUGGCGCUGACGAAAAAGCAGAGAUUGAUAGCAGCGAGGAGCUGGAGGAGCGCUUCAAAGGACAUGGUAUCUACAAUACAGAUACCGAUACCUUUGCGGCCGAGAAUAUAGAAAUGACACCCGCAGCCCAGACAAGUGCGUUCAGUGAGAAUCACUUGGUGCUUAGCGUUGUUAUCAUUGUGCUGGCGUUGCUUUCAAUUUGCCUGUAUGCCGGAUUGGUUAUUUGGCGUUCGCAUUUGGAGCAGCGUUAUGGCAUGCGCGAGAGACUCGUCAACAGGGAUCUGGAAGAGGAAGGCGUUGACGAUACAGAUCAUCACGUGAGACAUCCACACACACUCAGCCCCUACGCACCAACCACGACCCCGGCUACAACACGCUCGUAGUCUGAUGGCCGCUUAUAUUAGCUGGUGUGGGUUGAGCUUCACUUACGCUUAAGUAUGUUUAAAAUUGCACUUGAUAAUAUCAUUAUUAAUUGAGCACAUGCAUACACACACGCACUCACUCACAGUUGUGAAUGAGUGCUUGUAAUUAAUGCCAUAAAUUGAUGCCCAUGUUUGUAUGCAUGUAUACAGAAUACCUGUUUAAACGAGUGCAUUUUCAUCUAAAAUUAUCAUUCAACAACAUGUCAAUUAAGAACACUGAAAGUUCUUCUAGAGCUCCCACUAAUGAGUUAGUUUUAAGUUUCUGUGAUAUUGUUAUAGAUACUCUUUGUAAUACUUUGUACUAACCAUUCUUUGUAAUAAACGACAUUCUUAAUCAUAAUU
This is a messenger RNA of Drosophila busckii, 1200 nucleotides long. RefSeq lists its product as uncharacterized. The coding region runs from base 223 to 819 and encodes 198 amino acids. The transcript is spliced from 4 exons. NCBI's taxonomy places the organism in Eukaryota, Metazoa, Arthropoda, Insecta, Diptera, Drosophilidae. The record is from RefSeq and is a predicted model, not a curated record.